AUGGAGAAUAUGGCGGAGGAGGAGCUGCUGCCCCUGGAGAAGGAGGAGGUGGAGGUGGCCCAGGUCCAGGUCCCGACCCCGGCCCGGGACUCGGCUGGGGUCCCAGCUCCGGCCCCGGAUUCGGCUCUGGACUCGGCUCCGACUCCGGCCUCGGCUCCAGCCCCAGCCCCUGCCCUGGCCCAGGCUCCGGCCCUGUCCCCGUCCCUAGCCUCUGCCCCUGAGGAGGCUAAAAGCAAGAGACACAUCUCAAUUCAAAGGCAGCUUGCUGAUCUAGAGAAGUUAGCUUUUGUAACUGACGGAAAUUUUGACUCUGCCAGCUCAUUGAACUCAGAUAAUCUUGAUGCAGGCAACAGACAGGCUUGUCCAUUGUGCCCUAAGGAAAAAUUCAGAGCUUGUAAUAGCCAUAAGCUUCGUCGUCACCUCCAGAAUUUACACUGGAAAGUCUCAGUUGAAUUUGAAGGUUACAGGAUGUGCAUCUGUCACUUACCUUGUCGACCAGUGAAACCAAACAUUAUUGGAGAACAGAUAACCAGUAAAAUGGGAGCCCAUUAUCAUUGUAUCAUUUGUUCAGCAACAAUCACCAGAAGAACUGAUAUGCUAGGACAUGUUAGGCGCCACAUGAAUAAAGGAGAGACUAAAUCUAGUUAUAUUGCAGCUUCCACUGCUAAACCACCUAAGGAAAUUUUGAAAGAGGCAGACACAGAUGUACAAGUUUGUCCCAACUAUUCUAUACCUCAGAAAACAGAUUCCUAUUUUAACCCCAAAAUGAAACUAAAUCGGCAGCUAAUAUUCUGUACAUUGGCUGCUUUGGCUGAGGAACGAAAACCUUUGGAAUGUCUAGAUGCUUUUGGAGCCACUGGGAUAAUGGGAUUACAGUGGGCAAAACAUCUUGGAAAUGCAGUCAAAGUUACAAUCAAUGACUUGAAUGAAAACUCUGUGACACUGAUUCAGGAAAACUGCCAUUUAAACAAAUUGAAAGUGGUGGUGGACAGUAAGGAAAAGGAAAAGAGUUAUGAUAUUCUUGAAGAAGGAGAGAAAAAUCUUGGUAAUAUUAAGGUGACCAAAAUGGAUGCCAAUGUACUGAUGCAUUUGAGAUCUUUUGAUUUCAUACAUCUAGACCCUUUUGGAACAUCAGUGAAUUAUCUAGAUUCUGCAUUCAGAAAUAUAAGAAACCUUGGCAUAGUGUCAGUGACUUCUACAGAUAUCAGUUCUUUAUAUGCCAAGGCACAGCAUGUUGCCCGGCGUCACUAUGGAUGUAACAUUGUCCGAACUGAAUAUUACAAGGAACUAGCAGCCAGAAUUGUUGUAGCUGCAGUGGCAAGAGCUGCAGCCCGAUGCAACAAAGGCAUAGAAGUACUGUUUGCAGUGGCUCUGGAACAUUUUGUGUUGGUAGUUGUGAGAGUUUUGAGGGGACCUACUUCAGCAGAUGAAACAGCCAAGAAGAUUCAAUACCUGAUCCAUUGUCAGUGGUGUGAAGAGAGAAUUUUUCAGAAGGAUGGUAAUAUGGUAGAAGAUUACAGUGCUAACUUUGUUAUUUCCUAUACUGGAUUUCCUUUCGUCAACAGACAAGACAUUCGUACGGAGUCUCGUUCUGUCACCCAGGCUGGAGUGCACUGGCACAGUCUCGGCUCACUGCAACUUCCAUCUCCCAGGGUCAAGCAAUUCUCCUGCCUCAGCCUCCCAGAAAACCCAUAUAGACAGCUGCCUUGUAACUGUCAUGGAAGCAUGCCUGGAAAGACAGCAAUAGAACUUGGACCUCUGUGGUCAAGUUCCCUUUUCAAUACUGGAUUCCUCAAAAGAAUGCUAUUUGAAUCUCUUCACCAUGGUUUGGAUGACAUUCAGACCCUAAUAAAGACAUUAAUCUUUGAAUCAGAGUGUACGCCUCAAAGUCAGUUUUCAAUUCUUGCACCUUCAAAUGUCAACAAGCAAGAAGAAAAUGGUGUAUUUAUUAAAACUACAGAUGACACCACAACAGAUAAUUACAUUGCACAAGGAAAGAGAAAAAGUAAUGAAAUGAUCACAAAUUUAGGCAAGAAGCAAAAGACUGAUGUCAGUACUGAACAUCCUCCCUUUUAUUACAACAUUCACAGACACAGCAUUAAAGGAAUGAAUAUGCCAAAGUUAAAAAAGUUUUUGUGCUAUUUAUCUCAAGCAGGCUUUCGAGUAAGCCGAACUCAUUUUGACCCAAUGGGUGUACGCACAGAUGCACCUCUGAUGCAGUUUAAAUCUAUCCUUUUAAAGUACAGCACCCCCACCUACACUGGAGGACAGUCAGAAAGCCAUGUCCAGUCAGCAUCUGAAGAUACAGUAACUGAAAGAGUUGAAAUGUCAGUGAAUGACAAAGCAGAAGCAAGUGGCUGCAGAAGAUGGUAAAUGUAGAGAAGAAUUGGUUCUCAGGUGUCUGUAUAGAUGGCCUAAUAGUUCUCUAUACCAACUGUAGUUCUUUUUCUGUUCUUUCAAUUCAGUAGAGUAAAAAUAAAAAACAGUGUCAUUUUCAUUCAGAAACUGAGCAGUUUCUAACUUAGCUGGUUUGGGAGCUUUGCUUUCCAAGUUUUUUUUUGUUUUAAGGCAAACUUAAAAUUUUAAUGGAAACAUUUCAUAUGAAGCCAAGUCUCACUGAGAUCACCCUACUGCUUAAUAAUUCAGAAAAUUUUCACAUGCAAAGUGUUUGGAAUUUUAUGUAUGUUAUGAAAGCCAUCUUUUACAAUUCUUAAUCACAUCUCUGCCUAAACUGAUUCAUGAUGUUUAUGUUUUCCUGUUUGUAGUGUACAAAAUGAAGCUGAAGGCUCACAUGUUAAAAUGACCCUGAAUAGAAUAGGAAGAACAAUGUUCUUACAGGUCAUAAUGUAUUUCACAAUUAAAAAACUAAAAUAUGUACCCAUUUUUAAGAAAUCAUACUUCUCUCCACAUUGAUCUUUUCAUUUCUUACUAGCUUUUAAGAAAUUAAAUACUUGCCUGAGAUAGAAAUACUUUAUUUUUGUAACUUUAAGGUCUAAAUGACUAAACUUCAAAGUAAGAUUUUGUCAGAAUAAAUUGAGACCAUUAUUCUAAUAUAAUACUUGUUCAUGAGCACUGAAAUCCUGAAGAGGAGAGAUUUGGUUAUAAAUUAAAAAGGUUGGGUGAUCUUAAGUGCCUCAGUUAAUGCACGUACAGUAUUCAUUUGGUUGGUUGUACUACCUCUCAGAAGUAAAAUUUGUCACCUUAUGGAAUGAGAGUUUUUGGGUUUGGGGGUUGUUUUUUUGUUGUUGCUUGGUUUGGUAUUUUUGGUUUUGUGUGUAUUUGUAUAAAUUUUCUGUAUAAUUAGCCCAGGCUGAUGUAACUAUAAAAAUUAGUUGAAAAAAAAAAUUGUUUCCUUAAUGGAAUUCUCACUUCAUUUGAAUAUAAGAUUUUGGAUGAAAGGAUUUGGUAUAAAGUUUGGGUUUUUGUCUCAAGGAUUUGAUCCAUAUUUAUCCCUAAAUAUUUCUUAAGGGAUGUAACUUUUUACAACCAUUAAGUGGGGGGAAGGGGGUGGAGGGGGUGGUAAUAAUUAUAACUGAAAGGUUUAAAUAUACUACCUAAGAAAAAAGUACUUCUGUGACAUAUACAAAAAAAUCUAGUGGAUAGGCAUUAGAUGAAUAGAGAAUAUUAAUUAUGCAGAAAUGAAGGAAAAUCUCUUCAUGCUAGUACAGCGUAUUCCCAAGAGAGUUUAUUUUCCUUUCUCCAAUUAAUGUGGUCAUAAAUUUCGGUAAAAUCAAGAAAUAGGUGAAGUGCAAGCUAGUUUCUAUAAUGACCAUUAAAAAAAUUCUGCUGUGUAAUUCUUGCCAGUUAAAAUUAUAACUUACAAAUGAGCAGAAUAAAUGAGGUUUUUUUUAAUUAAAAAUAAAAAUUACUAUAAAUCCAGGAGGCAAACUAUUAUAGCACUCAGAUUAUCUGAUUUAAUACAUAUUAUUGAAUAUCAGUCUCAAAUUUUGCUAAAUGCUUAUCAGCAUGAUAUAUGUUGAUCAAUGAUGAGUUGGGCUUAAUGCAAAGAUCCUAACUUAAUAAAGAAACCUGUAAAUUACUGUUACCUAAAAUAUAUGUGUAUAUUAAUUUCACAUAUAAAGGUAGAUUUUUCAAAGAAAAAUUUGGUAGGCGGUAGUUUAGAACUCUGUGAUCAGGUACUACAUCAACCAAAAGAGGAAAUACUUUAAAAAUUCCUUUUAGCAACCUGAGCAAUCUUAUUCUCGUAACAAUAGUAGUAAUUUGGGACACUGCAAAUGUUUAUCAUGUUGUAAAGUAACAUCAGUUGUAUCCUUUCAUUAAAACUUGAUAAACAAAA
Molecule: messenger RNA, 4297 nt
Organism: Pan troglodytes (chimpanzee)
Lineage: Eukaryota; Metazoa; Chordata; Mammalia; Primates; Hominidae
Gene: TRMT1L
Product: tRNA methyltransferase 1 like
Exons: 17
Coding region: 1-2373 (790 amino acids)
Biological process (GO): tRNA N2-guanine methylation
Cellular component (GO): nucleus
Molecular function (GO): RNA binding; tRNA (guanine) methyltransferase activity
Source: RefSeq, a predicted model, not a curated record